Messenger RNA from Cephus cinctus (wheat stem sawfly), 2913 nucleotides. RefSeq names its product programmed cell death protein 2-like (gene trus). The record is from RefSeq and is a predicted model, not a curated record. Gene Ontology annotation, cellular component: cytoplasm. Bases 430 to 1701 code for a protein of 423 amino acids. The transcript has 5 exons. Lineage: Eukaryota; Metazoa; Arthropoda; Insecta; Hymenoptera; Cephidae.
ACUCUAACAGUGUUGACUUCAUAGUUAUCCAAUAACGUCAUUAUUGUACGCAAUUCGGGAGUACUAAAAAAUAUAAAUUGAAUUUUAUAUAAAGUAUAAAUGGCUAACAUAAGAUUCUUUGUCAUUAGUUAGCCAACACAAUCCAUUUUAUGUUUAUUUCAAUCCUGCUUAUCGUGUUGGAAAUGUACCACGUGCAAAUUAUGCGAACCUCUUGUAUACGUAUACCCUCUUUGCCUGUUUACUAAAUGAAAUUACAAGUUUUACAUUAUGAAAAGAUCGUUUUAAUACAAGAAGUUAAUUUCAUAUAGUAUUGCAUUCCUGCAGUUUAUGUAGGAAUCGAUAAAGGGCAGCAAGAAGCGCAAGCGUUAGCAACUAACGACGCAUGUCAGCUGUCAGCCGUGAUAUGUAAUAAUAAUCAAAGAUUUUUAAAUGGCUUGCGAUAACCGUAACAAAGUGUAUUUGGGCUAUGAAGACGAAUACGUCACUGAAAAGCAUCGCUCCCUUGUUAACUUUACCACCAACAAAAUUGGUGGUAAGCCGGACUGGCAUAAUACCAAGGGUCUGUUGUCGGCACCACAAUGCAGACUUUGUGGGUUGUAUCAACUGUUAGCGUUGCAACUUUAUGUACCCUUAGAUAAUUCCAAAUAUCAUCGUACACUUUAUAUAUUUGCAUGUAUUAAUCCUAAUUGUUGGAAUCAAAAUGAGAGCUGGAGUUGUCUGAGGGUUCAGUCAUUGGAAGAGACGACUAAUACAUGCUGUACAGAGAGUAGUACAGUCACAGUACCAUCAACAGCUAAUUGGCUUCCAGAGUCUGAUGAUUGGGGGGAUAGCUGGAACGAUAAUUCAUCUGAACAGAAUGGAAAUAAUUUACUGAAUGAUCCUAAAAAGUUUAGCCUCUCUGUGAGUAAUGCAAGCUUCGACGAGGAUUUGAAUGAUGAAUUCUCUGAGUUGCACAUGGAUGAUCCCAAUGCUAAUAGUCCUGCAAGUAUAGAAUCACCUAUCGGAGGAGGAGCAGUCGGCAGACUAGAUUCCCCACAUGCAUCUGCAGAAAUAGAAGGCGAAGAAAGUGAAGUUGUAUGCAUCGAUACUCCAACUCGACCUCAAUGUGAUUUAGUCAGCCUCCUUCAUGAGGUAACUCCGCUACCGGUUCUCCAUAUAGAAUCGAAGGCAGAACCGAGUCUCACUUUCACGGAAAUAUUCAUUUCCGUCGAUGAGGAGGAUUGCAGCAAUCAAGUACCGCAACACGUACGCGAUCUAUACCUCGAAUAUCAGCGACGUAAUCCUGAGUUAUCCAUGAAUGCUGCAUUAGAAUCCGGAGACUCCAAAGGCACAGAAACUAAUCCUGAGAAAUACGAAAAAGGAAUACCGGCACAUGGGGAUGAGAUGUUCCACGAUUUUCUCAGUCGGAUACAGAUCAACCCAGGCCAAAUAUUAAGGUAUUCCCGAGAUGAUACAGCUCCAUUAUUAUUAUAUCCAAUGGGUGGUUGCACAGGUCGAUGUAGGCAUUGUGGCGACGAGAUGAUAUUUGAGCUCCAAAUUCUUCCAACAAUUAUUCCUAAGCUUAAACUAAAUCCUAGACAUGAACGUAACUUCCAAAUAGAAUUUGGUACAGUUUUGAUAUAUACCUGUGUAAGAAGCUGCUGGUCCGCAACAGAUUCUUAUAGAGAGGAACACGUUAUCGUACAAGCCGAAAGAUUGUAGUAACAAUUCUGAAUGAAUGAUUAUAAUGAAGAGGAGUACAAUCUAACAGUCUACUAGGACAAUUACUGUCAUGUUACCUACGUAGAAAUGUACCGUCCACUGCUUCAUACACAUGAGACAACUCGUAACAGAAAGUCAAUUUUAUAUUGAACUCGAUGUUACUCGCCUCGAUAAGUAUUUCUACAGAUGUCAGUGCUGUCGGUAUGAAUGAGUAGUUUUAUUCUCUAGUCGGGAGUCUUGAGUACAUAUUUGAUUACUCAUAAAAAUAUCCUUAAAUGAUACUUAUAAAUUGUGAUUAAAAAGUUUUGCUAAGACAGAUAUAAGAAUUUCGACGACAGAGUAAUUUGUAAGGAAUUAGUAGCGGGACAUGCUCUAUAUAAUUUCUGUCAUUAUCUUAGUUUUCGAAUUUAGAUAUUACACUGCUGUUAAGAAUUGAUUAUUAAUAUUAUACUGAGCUAUCUAAUUUCGACAAUGAAAGAUUUUUGUGCAUUUUAACUGGAUCGCCCUGUACAGUUUUUCUCUUUUGUUGACUUAUAGUCAAAGUGAAUAAGUAAAAACUAUUGAAUUAUUUCCAUAGUUAUAUUUUCUGGAUUAUUUAAUGAAGUAGGAUAUAUCGAAUUCGAAUAUCUUACAAUUAGAAACUUCUAGAAUGUGACUCGAUACGAGACGGAGGCCGAAGUUCGAUGUGAUUGUCACUGUAAACACCAGGUAUAUUAGUUAUUGUUAUUACAUAAUUUGUAACGUAUAAGAUCAAUUACUAACAGUAUAUAGAAUAAACCAUAGAAAACAAAGAAAAGUGGUACAGUCUUCGGCCGUUUUCGUAUGACGACUAAUUCACGUAUGAAGUAUUGAGUCAAGCUAUUGUAGAAAUGAUGCUUACAAAAUUCUAUUUAAAAAAGUUGUUUUGUUAUAAAGCAAUUAAGAUAAUAUGAAAUUACUAUCGAUAGUAAUUAAUUACACAUUAGUUUCUACUUUUCAAAGCCUUUGACUAUUCUAGAGCUUUUUUGCCAAAGGACAAACUAAAACUGAAUCUUUUAAUAAUUUUGUUUAUGUAACUUGUACAUAACGUAAGAAGACAAAUUCGUUAUUUUAUUAUAUUAUUCUGUGCUUCUGCUAAAUCCAAAUAAGUCUCAAAAAUAAGUGGUAAAACAUAGUACUGCUAGUCUUUGUAAACUGUCCAAGUAGAAAAUAAAAAUAAAAAAAUCAAUGAUA